Messenger RNA from Patiria miniata (bat star), 495 nucleotides. Its product is annotated as hepatic lectin-like. The coding region runs from base 1 to 495 and encodes 164 amino acids. The record is from RefSeq and is a predicted model, not a curated record. Lineage: Eukaryota; Metazoa; Echinodermata; Asteroidea; Valvatida; Asterinidae. The transcript has a single exon.
AUGAGGUUCGUCUGGUUGUCAGUCUUGCUGGUAUGCGUCCAUGCCAAGUGCAAAUGGCAGUUUGGUAAUUCUUGCUAUCAGCUGCUGACAGGAACAAUGACAUUUGAUGAGGCAUUGCAGGCCUGCUCUGCCAUGGGUGCUGGCUUGGUGGUGCCCGACUCCCAGAAUGAGAAUCAGUUCAUAUGGCAGAUGAUUAAAAAUCAUCUCCUGCAUUAUGGCAAAGUCUGGAUCGGCUGCACCGACAAGCACAAAGAAGGCCAGUGGAUGUACGCUGAUGACGAAGGCAAGGAGUGCAAAUUUCUCGGCUGGGCACCAACCGAGCCAACCCCAUGGAACAGCCAGGAGGAAGACUGCACACAGAUGUGGGAUUUCUAUGCUGGCCAGUGGGUUGACAUUACAUGUACACCUUCUGCAGUUGCGUCUGUGAUCUGUGAGUAUUACAGCAGCCUAGAGGUGACCUGCCGUCAGGCUGAUGCAGACGGCCGUUUUGCUUAA